This is a messenger RNA of Oryctolagus cuniculus (rabbit), 10838 nucleotides long. It is a transcript of the gene SYNJ2BP, whose product is annotated as synaptojanin 2 binding protein. Gene Ontology annotation, molecular function: protein kinase binding. The record is from RefSeq and is a predicted model, not a curated record. Gene Ontology annotation, biological process: cell-cell adhesion; establishment or maintenance of epithelial cell apical/basal polarity; receptor localization to synapse. Lineage: Eukaryota; Metazoa; Chordata; Mammalia; Lagomorpha; Leporidae. Gene Ontology annotation, cellular component: cell junction; basolateral plasma membrane.
UGUUCUUAGACCGCAGCGCGGAGAUUGAUUCACCUUCACCUGGGCAGAGCCCCAGCUGAACCGAAUAGGAGCGGUAAAACAUGAACGGAAGAGUGGAUUACUUAAUCACCGAGGAAGAAAUCAAUCUUACUAGAGGACCCUCAGGGCUGGGCUUCAACAUCGUCGGUGGGACAGAUCAACAGUAUGUCUCCAAUGACAGUGGGAUCUACGUCAGCCGCAUCAAAGAGAAUGGGGCUGCAGCCCUGGAUGGGCGGCUCCAGGAGGGUGAUAAGAUCCUCUCGGUAAAUGGCCAGGACCUAAAGAACCUCCUGCAUCAGGAUGCUGUAGACCUCUUUCGUAACGCAGGCUAUGCUGUGUCCCUGAGAGUACAGCACAGGUUACAGGUGCAGAAUGGACCUCUUGCACAUCGAGGUGAAGGGGAGCCAAGUGGCAUUCCCAUGGCUGUGGUUCUGGUGCCAGUGUUUGCCCUCACCAUGGUGGCAGCCUGGGCUUUCAUGAGAUACCGGCAACAGCUAUGAAAAGUUUGCUUUCCUCCAGUGCUCCCAUUGAAAAUACAUUUCUCUAGCCCUCCUCCACUACCAUUCUACCAUAUCUUUCUCUCUCUCUACAUAGCCAACACAUGAUUUAAAGUGACCAAUGCCCACCCAUAACUUUGCUGUUCAAAAUCUCCAAAUCUUCAUAUUUUAAUGGGAGAGUAAAGAUAUUUUUUGAAGGAAAGCUGAAGAAAAUAUUGCUUAGAGCAAAAGAAGAGAUACAUAUUUUACUAGGCCUUCUGAUAGAAAUGUCAGCUGCCACCCAAAGAGAGAAAGGUCCUGACUUCCUAUCACCAUGGGUGAUACUUUAUUUCUAAGCUGGCAUGCCUCAAAGGCCAGCUGUAUGAUAUGAGAGGAAGAAAGGAAUUUUCUUUGUAAUGAUCUUCCUAGGGAAAUUUUUGUGGCCUUUAUUUCAUUUCUAACUACAUACCUGGGUGCCUAUAUUAGACAAAGAAGAGUGAAAAGAGCAUUUUUACUUUUUUUUUACAAGAUAAAUACAUAUAUAAAGUACACAUACAUAUACAUGUAUGAUAGUGUAGUAGUAAUGCCUUAUGAAGAACUGAAGAGGUGAGGUAGUUGCUCUGGUUUCAAGGUUUCUGAUCUAAGGCAUGACCUUAAUUGAAGAAUUUAAAGAGAUAUUUGUAAGCAUGUAUAGUGGGAACCAGGGAGUGAGCCUUAAAAGAGAAUGCCCAGUCUAGGGCACUAAAAUACUCAAUCAACCAAUUAAAGUUCUUGGAAGGACAAAAUUUUUUCUCUUAAUAGCUGUGGUGAAACUGAGGCAAAUUUCCAUAAUCCAGUUCUCAAUCUUUAAAAAAAAAAAUAAAAAACCUUUCAGGUAUAAAGAUAAUAUGGUAGUAAAGAUAAAUACGGAACCUUCGGGCUUCACUUUUGACAUUUGUGGUACCUCAAAGGGCUGUGAAAGUGUCAGCUGGAAUGAUUGUGGUCAGGGCUGUGGCAAUAGGGCCAAAGCAACCCAGCAAGAAAACUGUUGAAGGACAAAAGAUAGUGCCUCCCAGGGUAGCACCUGAACCCUCUCAAGCUGUUUACCAGCUUUUUAAAUUUCUAAUAUUACACAAAAUUUGAGAGAAGGAACUGCAUCUCAGCCAGGAUGGGCAUGAAAUCAACUCUGUUUCUGAUUGAGUUACAGUGGAAGGGCCUUAUUGCUAAGCUUUAGUUCUAAACACUGGUGAUGGCCUUUCAUUAAUAAACUGUUUCUCAGGAAAAGGAAGGGAAAGUUUUCUGUUGUUUUAGGGUGUAGAGAAAUUUGGUGGGUAUUUCAUGGGAAAACCCCAGAAGGAGGAUAUGGAUGCUAGAGAAUACCAAAAAUGUGAUGUCCUUAUAACCGUGUUGGUUUUAAAGCACAUAGGAUUAAUAACCACGGUUAAUGUUUUGGCUUUAAAAAAAUAAUUUUAAUUGUCUAUAUACUGGCCAGACUGUAAGCCUUAUAUCAUUCUGAUUGCAGCAUUAUGAGGACUUUACCGCAGUCUGGCAAUUAUUUGCCAAAACAUCAGCAUUGCCAAAUACUUUUGCAAAGAAGUAAAAUGUAUAGUCUCCAUUCUAAAGAGCUUUUUGGUUCUGGUUGGGAAGAGAAUACUUAAAAUAGAAUUAGCCACAUAGGUAGAGCAGUAUAAGUUGGUGUCAAAUUUGUAUCAAAGAUAGCAAAAGAAAAAAGUUACUGAGAAAUGAGGCACUUGAGAAGUGUCCCAUAGAGAAGGAACAAGUUAAGGUGACCCUUGGGGACCUCACAGUUUAAGAAAAUUCAUAAAUAGUUAAUUCAUAAAAAGUUAAAAGUAUAUCAUUAAGUUAACAAUUGUAAUUAAUAAUGAAAACUGAUACCAUGCACAAAUUGAUGCAGCAACAAAGAAGAUAUGCAGGUGACCAUCUCUUUUUUUUUUUUUUUUAAGGAAUUCAGAAAAAGAAAACUAUCUCAUAAUGAUAUCAGGCUACCUUGGAAAGGGCAAGGUUUUAAGAUUAAAAAGUCAGUAAGACCUUGUUCUGUAUCAACUGUUGAUAUAGAGAGAAACUUGUUUUAAACAAUCCUGACAUGUAUACCCUUUGACCUGAGCUGUUCAGCCCCCCUGAGACUUACUUAGACAAGCGGACUCAUCUAGAUUCCAGAGAGAAACACUGACAGUAUUCGAGUUCUCACCUCUGCCAGCCCACUGUGGAGGUACUACCUCAGGUCCUCCCUGUCUCUGAGGGCACAUGCAGCAGCAUCCACAAAGGGCAUGCUUACCUGCCAGAAGUCACCUCAGGACUUGGACAGUAACUCCUGGGAGGACCUUGAGACACACAGACUGAAGCAAAUGACAAGCAGGAAAGAGAGCGAUUUAGUUUUUUGUUUAUUGGUAUAUGUAAAUUUAGAAUACACCUAUUCCAUCAUUAGUAGAGGCUUUGCUUUGGCUGAUAAUGGAUUCUGAUGCACUUUGAUGAUUUAGGUUUUCUUGGAAAUUAAAGACCAAAAUAUUAAUGAUUUAGGCAAAUAUACUAUUCAGUUUAUUCUUCUGAUUUUGUGAAAACAAAUUAUUAUCAUAGAUGAGGUAUUAGAAUCUAUUAUAGGUUGUAACAAAAAAAAACCUCAUGUUCUUUAAAGAUAUAUCUAAUUAGAUUACAUCUAGUGUUCCUACCAGCUAAAUUAUUAUGUUCAACAUUUUGAAAAUUGAAUGGAAGUAUUUUUAAGACAUGAUACUAAAAACAUUCUGUAUUUAUCAUUUUCUGUUAUGUAUAUAUAAUUCUAAUAAGAUAUUAUUUGUUCCAGUUGUCUCUGUUUGCUUUUCCUGCAGAGUUUUAACUUGUGUGCUGUUGAUUUAAUGUAAUUACACCUUGUAGCUAUGUAUAAUAGAAAAAGGAAGUUAGUAUUUGUUAUUGCAUUCUGUGCCAGGAACUGUAUCAAGAUCUUCUUGUCAAUGCCUCAUGACUCUGAGAUUUAAGAACUGAUAUAAAGAUCAGAGAAUAAAUUAUUUUCCUAAGAUUUCAUAGGUGGUGAUAAUGGAAUCAGGAUUUUAACUCGAGUGCCAGCAUCAAUAAUAUGUCCUUCCUGGUAGUGGUCCUCUAAGCAAGGUCUGUGGACAAAAGCAUCACCAUUACCUGAGAAAGCAGAUUUUGGGGCUUCAUCCUGAUCUCCUGAAUCAGAAACUCUUGAAUGUGGACCCAGCAAUCUGUGUUUUAAAUAAUCCCUCCAAGUGACUCUGACCCCCACUGAGUUUGAGAUUCAUAGCUCUAUGCUAAUGCUUUCUGCAUUUUGUCAAGUAGAAUCACCUGGAACACUGGUAAAAGUCUUUAUGCCCAGGCUACAGAUCAAAUUAAACAGGACUCUCAGGCAGCAAUAAAAUAAAGUUCAUCAGAUGAUUCCAGUAUGCAAGCUCAUAAACACAUUCUGUGGCAUUUAAACCUGAUUAUAUUUACAUUAUUAAAUUACAUAGAGACAUGGCUGCAGCUAACUGGAGCUCUUCCUCAAUAUAGACAUGGAGUAAAAAGUGGAGUAUUCCUUCACUCCUGAUUUGUUAAGAACUGAUAGACCUCCAGCAAAGUGUAGUGUUAGUGUGCUUCAUUUGGUGCAUGUAUUAAAUUAGAACUGAAUCACAUAGGAUUGAAACUAAAAGGAAAACAGAAAAAAAAUGUAGGAUGAAUCUAUAGAAGAGAUGAGAAAGCCAAGGUGCCCAGAGAUGAUGUAACUUAGCCACAAUCAGACUUAGUCUGUUACAGAAGUACCCUGUCUCAUGUUUCUGUCUUAAAUAUAUGCACUUCCUGAACAUUUAAAAAAUUAUCUCCAUCCACUUUCAUCUUGGUUUGGGCUUUGAAUAAAGACAAAAAAAAAAAAAAAAAAACACCUGAUCAACAACUGAAGAGUAUUGCAACCAUCAUGAUUGGAGUUGAGAGAUUCCACCGAACAAUCUGAGACAAAGGCCUAAUAUCAAAUUCAAUCAUAUGAGUUCUUCUGCGAUUCAUUCCAGUAGUUGUAAACCAGAGACUUUUUUUUUACAGUAAACAUUGUUAUUUAAAAAUUUAUUUAAGUAUUUGAAAAUAUAUUUAAUCAACCAACUUAAGGAACUAUAGUCUGUCAGAUACGUAUAGAAGUAGAGUUCAUGUAGUUUCAUAUAGAUCUAGUAAACAUUCUAGUUAGUUUUAAAGGUAUUUUAUCUUUGGAGAGAGGAGCAUUUUUUUCUUCAUUCAGCAAAUGUAACUCAUGAGUGCCAACUAUGUGCCAGGUGCUGGACAUAUAAAGAAAAAUAAAAUAGUCAUUCUGAGCUCAGCAUCUGAAAAUGGGAGAAUAUUUGUGGGUAAUCUUGAUGCUAAGAUAUUUUUUCCUCACAUCUAGAAGUAGAAAUUGAAUUCUGAAAUUCUGCCUCUCACCUAAAAUAGGUGUACAGUUGGCUGCUAUCUAGAAUAAGUUUUUGCUUUUCCUCUUUUAACUACAAAUUUCUUUAAGACCAGCACCAACUUCAAAAGGUCAAUUAAGAGACAGUAUUUUAAGGAAUUCUGUUCUGAUUGGAACCACAUUCUUGACUGCAAUAGUCUCUUAUAUUUCACUGAUGUCUACUUACAGAAGGCACAGCACUUGAUCUGCUUACCUAAUGCACUUGAUAGCAUAAAAACCUUUAUUACAGGAAAGCAUUGCUGCUUCUCAGAAUCAAGUUGUAGCAAAUACUAGCUCCUGUUUCUAAAAGUUUUCUUCACUGUUCACAUUUUGUUUUUACAGGGGGAAAAGGGAAGGAGAGAGGCCUGAAGUAGGUUUUCUUUUUUUAAAAGAUUUAAAUAUUUAUUUGAAAGAGUUACAGAGAGAAGGAGAGACAAAUUUUCCAUCCACUAGUUCACUCCCUAAAUGGUUACAACAACUGGGGCUAGGCCAGGCUGAAGCCAGAAGCUUCUGGGUCUCCCAAGUAGGUGCAGGGGCCUAGGGACUUGGGCCAUCUUCCACUGCUUUCCCGGGUGCACUAGCAGGGAGCUGGAUUGAAAGUGGAGCAGCUGGGACUCGAACUGGUGUCUAUAUGGGAUGCCAGCGCUGUAGGCCGCUGAUUAACCCACCACACCACAGCACCGGCCCUAGUAAGCUACAUUUUCGAAGGCAAGUUAAUCAUUAGCCUAAAAUCAUUUACAGAGCAUUGUAUUUGCUAUAAUCAUUAAAUUCAUUGACUAAUUACUGGAAAAUGGGAUGAUCCUCUUUCCUUGUUUACAGGUUUGCAAGUGGAGAUACUGAGUUGAAUCUCAUUUUAAUCCUAUAUCUGAAAUACUGAUUUGAAUAUGAGUCUGUUUAUUACUUGAUAUAUGUGCAUUUUACUUCCAGGUUAUGUUGUUUGUAGUAAGAUUAUCAUUCUUUUGAGCCCUAUUUUGUAUUGAUUCCUUUCUACUUUGUUUCUAAAGUCAAAUUGCAUCCCUAGAUAUAAAUAGCAGUCAGUUUCUAAGAUCAAAUAAAUGCCCUAUAGCAACAAGUGGACACAAUACCAUAUAAUCUAGAGAAUAUCACUACAGAUUAAAUAUGGUAAAGAAGCCAUCAAAAUCCAUUAUAAUUCAUCUUAAACUUUUACUAUUUGAUACCAGUUACAGUAGAUGAGAUAAAGUAUAUCUAAAUGUGACUAGCGAAUAUUAGCAUUCAAUAAAAACUUGUUGAAUUUGUCACUGAAUCUUUACAGCCUGUAUUUUACCUCAUUUUUCUGCCACCUUGGAGUAGCACCUUUGACAGAACAAUGAAAAAAGGAAAGAAAACUAGAUUGAAGAGUGGGCAUUUGGCACGUCAGUUAAUACUCAGCAUGAACAUCCAGAUCCUAGGCUGGAAUGUCUGGAUUUAAGUCGCAGCUCUUUUCCCAAUUCCAACUUCCUGCUAAUGUGCACCCUGAGAGGCAGCAGGUAAUGGCUCCAGUAGUGAAGUCCCUGCCUCCCAGGUGGAAGAGUCAAAUUGAGUUCCAGGCUCUUGGCUUUGGCCUGGCCAAGCCUCAGACCUUACAGGCAUUUGAGGAGUGAACUAGCGGAUGGGAGAUUCAUUCUCUCUGCCUCUCCCUCUCCACCUCCCACCACCUUUCAAAUAAAUACAGUUUUUACAACCAUUGCCUGAAUUAUAACUGGCUAAAAAUUACUGAGUUUUUAUCAAUAUUAUAGACAGUAUUAUGAAUUCUUUGUAUGUAUUUAUGUAAGCCUCACAACAACACUAAGAUAACUGCUGCUGUUAACCCAUUUUAAAGGUGAGGUAAGUGAGACAGGUUAAGUAACUUGUCCUGAUCACAUAGUUAUUAAGUGCCAGAGCUGGGAUUUAAAUUCAGGACGUCUGGCUUCGAAACCUGCAUAUGUGAUCGUGUACUAUACCCUGCAUACUGCAGACACAGCCAUGGGUCACCCUUUUUACAACCAAUGUCAAAUUCUCUCAGCUGUGCAAGGCAGUGUCAAUAUUCCUAUUUUUGAUAAAGUAACCUAACCUGACAAAAUUAACUUGCUGAAGAUGCAACAAUAGUUAGUGCCAGACCUAGGAAUUUACUUCAAGCCAGUGAAGAGUCUGCCACUCUUCCAGUCUCCCAGAAAAUUAGAGUUUCUUAGAUUUAACAUGAUUAAACCAUGCUGUCACAACUUCCCAUUAUGGAUAAUGGGAAAUUGAUUAUACCAACUUAAAUGUUCUAUAACAAUGACAGUAGCAGUACCAUCCUGUUUAAACAAUGUUUAAAAGUGCAGUUGCAAACACUUACUAUCUUCCAUCCUCUGUGUAGGAUACACAGAAGAGAAAUAUGUUUGUGCCAUAGAAUGAGGACUUGUCAGAACAGGAUAAGUUCAUUUUGCAUCUAGCUGACUUUAAUAGGUAAAAAUAGUUUGUAUUGGUUAUCAUUGCUGUCACACAGCUUAAGUAAGCAAAGUUCAUGCCUAGAGUCAAGUUACUGGUCUGUAACUGUUGUGUAUGUAGAAUGGCCAUUUUUCCCCUCAUGGACACAAUUACCCAGUUACAUAACCACUACAAAACUAAGUGACUUAAAGCAACAAUAUUUUAAAAGAUUCUGAAAGCUGCCUGUUCUGUUGAUAUUACCAUGGGCAACUCUCAUGUACAUCGGGGUGGGUAGUGCAAGAUUUUCCUCACAUGUCUGGCAAUGAGUGCUUCUACUGAUAAGGGCGCUUCCGUGGGUCUCCAUGUGGCCUCUCUGCUCCCAACAGACUACUUCUUUACAGUACUGGGGGCAUCUCAGGCGAGGGUUCCAAAAAGGCAGACCCCAAUGUGAAAGCAUUUAUCAAACCUUUGCAUUUGUCACAUUUGCUGAUGUCUUCAUUGGCCAGAUCAAGUCAUGGCCAAACCUGGAGUCAUUGUGGAAAGGACCUUCAAUUCCACUUCCUGAUUGGAGUGGUAUAUAGAUUGUAAGGGCAUCUUUUUAUGAUUUAUUUAUUUGAAAGGCCAAGUUACAGAGGCCUUUAAUCUGCUGGUUCACUCCCCAAGUGGCCUCAACAGCCAGGGCCAGGCCAGACUGAAGCCAGGAUCCAGGAGCUGCUUCUGGGUCUCCCAUUGGGUACAGGGGCCCAAACACUUGGUCCAUCUUCCACUGCUUUCCCAGGCACAUUAGCAGGGAGCUGAAUCAGAAGUGGAGCAGCUGGGACUUGAACCUGCACCCUUAUGUAAUGCUGGUGCUGCAGGUGGUGGCUUUACACGCUGUGCCAUAGCUCAGGCCCCAUGGGUAUUUUUUUAAUCAACCACAGAAAGAACUUCAAACCCAAAUACUGGGGGUCAACACACUUUUCCUUAAAUAUCCAAAUAUUUUAGAUGUAAAUAUUUUAGACUUACAGGGCUUUGGUCUUUACACUUGUGUGAAAGCAACCAGACAAUAUUUAAGCAAAAGGGAUGACUUUAAGUAAAGCUGUGUAGUGAUGCAUUCCCUUUUAACAGGGAUAUGUUCUAAUAAAUGUCAGUCUAUUUCAUCACUGUGUGAACAUCAUAGAGUGUACCUACACAAACCUGGAUGGUAUAGCCUACACUAUACAUAUAUAGUUCAGCCUACUAAUCCUAGCUGCAAAUCUGUGUAGCGUGUCACUAUUCUGAAUACUGUCAGCAAUGUAACAAUGAUAUUUAUAUAAAACUAGAGAAGGUAGAGUAAAGCUACUAAGUGAUAGGAAUUUUUCAGCUCCAUUAUAAUCUAUGGAGCCACCACGAAAGUGGUCCAUUGUUGACUGGACCCUCUUUUUGCAGCGUGUGGCUCUGUUAACAAAAACAAGAGCCCCUAUCAGAUAUGGUUGGGGACACCUGCGGAAGAUUAUUUCAGGCUCUGAUCUUUCUCCUACUCCAGUUCCCAUGUUUGCAAGUCCUCUUCCUUAGUCAGACGGAGAAACAGAAGAAAAUGAAGAAAUUAGCAGAGAGUUUUAUUUUAAUAAAUGUAUCCUGAUCACUCCACAGUCUCCCUUGGAUCAAUGCAGUUUCUGCUUUUUGUUGUUCCAAAGUUCAAAUUCAAGCUCUGAAGUAUUCUUUCCAUUCUCCUGUUUUCAUCUUGCCUAUGUGCUUGUCAGAGUGAUAAUGACUUUAUAUAUAUAUACACACAUAUACAUAUAUUUAUUUAUAGUUAUAUUUAUAUAUCAAAGGCCACAAGAGCUGUGAGGAAGGAAUAAUUUACAUUGCCUAUGGAAUAAGGGAGACAUCAAGAACUGGUGUCCCUGGAACACCAUUUUGAAGAUGUGGAAGUUCAAGGAAUCCUCAAGACAUAGUAUCUCCUCCAGGGUGGUAUAGAAUGAACAAUGGCCAAAAAAAGCAGACCAAAGUCAUAUUGCAGAGGGUCUUAAAUUCUUUGCUAAAACUGGAGUGAACACAGGGUAAAAGGAGAAUCUCACCAUUGUUUGUCUCCUAGAUGAUUUUCAGUAGUGCAGAAGAUAGAUUUAAAGAUAACUUAAAUUGUUUCUGUUUCUUUUCUUCUUUUUGGUGUUUUCACCUAUAAUACUAUAGACACAGAUGUCACUGGAACUGCCUAAAGUGCAUCUGGAGUUCUCCUCUGGAGAUAGCUUUAACAGCUGGAAAGAGUAUGAUAAGGGAGUAAACCAGGGAUAUUUCAGCAGCAUUAGAAGGACAGUGGCAGAUGGAAAGAUUUCAGGUAUAGCACGGAAGGCGUGACCGUAUGUCACCUGCGCUCGGGCAAGGCUUCUUCUGAUUCAUUCUGGCAAACGGCACUCAGGGCAACUGUUUCCUAAACUGUCACAGUACCUUAGACCUAUGUCCAUUUGUCAUUGGACUGCCAAUUUCUUCAAAGUGUACAUCAUGUCUUCAUCUCAGUAUUCCUAGAGCCUUCCAAAGACAUGCAUGCAGAUGGGCUUUAUUCUUGAGGAGUCGUGGAAGCCAGGCGUUCAGAAAUGACUGAGGAAUAUAAACUAUCUUACUGUGAAAGCAUUUAUGUAAAGGGUUCUGUGCUAAGCGAUAAGAUACUACACUCGUGGCUCACUAGGCUAAUCCUCCGCCUUGCGACGCUGGCACACCGGGUUCUAGUCUCGGUCGGGGCGCCGGAUUCUGUCCCGGUUGCUCCUCUUCCAGGCCAGCUCUCUGCUGUGGCCCGGGAGUGCAGUGGAGGAUGGCCCAGGUGCUUGGGCCCUGCACCCCAUGGGAGACCAGGAGAAGCACCUGGCUCCUGCCAUCAGAUCAGCGCGGUGCGCCAGCCACAGUGCGCUGGCCGCGGCGGCCAUUGGAGAGUGAACCAACGGCAAAAGGAAGACCUUUCUCUCUGUCUCUCUCUCUCACUGUCUACUCUGCCUGUCAAAAAAAGAAAAAAAAAAAAAAAAGAUACUACACUGACUAUACUCAAUCUAACUUUUCUAGCGACUUAAUUUCAAAAGUUUGUAUUAAGCUGGUAAAUUCUCCACCUCACAAAUAGCUUUCGAGCUUGGAGUAAUAGCUUCAGAACACUUUUUCUUAGCUAAUUUUAUCGAAUGGCCAUCUGCCAGGGACUGUUCUAAGAAGACCUUUGUCAAGACUUAAAUCUAUCAUUUAUGCCUCUGACAACUUCCAGCAGAAGUGAGGAAGAUAGAAGUGAGGCACCGGUUUCAAUAUCAAUUUGUUGGUUACCCGGAACCGGAUUCAAGUUCCCAAAUGACAACUGUACGCGGGUGUUCCGGAACCAAAGUUCCGGAACAGUUUCUGUGCCGACGCGCGAAUAUGUUACUAGGAAUCGAUUGCUUUGGGCUGGCGGAGGCCUUUGCGAGGAGGACCAUGCACGGAACUGCGGAGGGAGGGAGUUGCUGAUUGUUGGAGGUUCUUUUGGUCUUCGUGAGUUUUCACAAAUCCGAUAUGAUGCUGUGAAGAUUAAAAUUGAUCCUGAAUUGGAAAAAAAACUGAAAAUGAAUAAAGUUUCUUUGGAGUCAGAGUAUGAG